AUGUCACAUGCAGGACAACGAUUUAGUUCGUUACGAAUGGAUAUUGAGAGUGUAUUAAAACCAUUUGAUGAUGAACGACAAUAUUUAAAAAAACUCCGUAAAUCAUCUGCUAUUGAACCAAUUUUAUUUCGUUUAUUUGAUUUAUUAAAUGCUGAAGAUUAUCGUUUAUUAUUUUCUUCAAUAAAUCGACAAAAAUUAGAUUAUAAAUGUUUAGAAAUAUUUAGUAAAUUAUGUAUGAAACGUUAUUUAGAAUUAGAUGAUAUAUUUUUUUCGGAAAAUAAUUUUCCUAAUAAAAUUAAAUCAGAAUUAAAUAGAAAAAUAAUAUUUCAAACUUAUAUUAAUUAUCUUAAAGAUAAUUUUAAAAAUUUUUUUUCUAUUCAUUAUUUUCAUGCUAUUAUAUAUGAAUUUGAACAAUUAAAUAAUUUUAAAAUAGAACAAAUAUCAAAACAAUUAAAUAAAAAUAAUGAAAUAAUUCAAAAAAUUUUUUUAUCAUUUAAUAAUAAUAAUAAUCAUCAUUAUCAUCAAUUUAAUGAUGAUUCAAUUAUACAUAUAAGUUCAACACCAGCACAACCAAUUCAUCUUAAUUAUAAACCAAUACAUAUGAUUUAUAUACAUACACCUGUUCUUAUAAAAAAUGAUCAUAAUUUACAAUUACCAUCAAAAGGUUUAAUAAAUACAUUUGUUUCUGAUUUAAUGAAUACAAAAAUAGUUAAUAUUCUUAAUGAAACAACAAAUAAAACUUAUGAUAUACCGACAAAAUAUUUAUUUUUUGCUCAAUCAUGUGAAAAAAAUAUUAUUUUACCAUUAAAAUUACGUGUACUUAUUAUUGAUUCUCAAACAGGACAAUAUCGUUAUGGUUUAAUUAGUGAAGAACCAGGAAAAAAUAAUAAUUAUCGUUGUUUAAUAUUUUUUAUUGAUGAUAAAAUAAAUAUAUCAGCUAAUUAUUAUUUAUCAUCUGAUAUUCAUAUUUGUCUUGAUCAAACAUUUGAAUAUGAAAAUGAUUUUCUUAAUUGUUAUUUUAAAUCUUAUCCUGAACGUAUGAUGUUACGUGCUAAAGAAGGUACAAUUGUUAAAAUACGAAAUAUAUUUUCAACAAAUAAAAAUUUAUUUAUACAAGCUAUUGUUAUACAAAUUGAUUGUUCAAUGAUGUUAAUUGAAUUAAGUCAUACAAAACAACGUAUAUGGAUUUAUCGUGGUUCAACAUUAAUUGAACAAAUGAAUAAUUAUUAUUCAACACAAAAUAAUAUUGAUAAUAAUAGUUUUAGUAAACAUUCAGCUAGACAACAUUUAUCAGCAAGAAAAUCAAAUGCACCUGAAAUUAUUUGUCUUAAUGAUCAAAUGAAAACAAGAAAUAUACGAUCGGCUGAACAAUUAAUCGAGGAAAUAAGAUCUGUAAAACGAGCACGAAUAUCAUCCAAACAAGAUGCACAAAAAUCAUUAUUAAUACAAACAGAAACUCAUACAUUUCCAUCAGAUCAACAAAAUAAUACUUCAACAACAGAAUCAUCAAAUCACGUUAUCACAUCAGUACAAUUACGUUCUAAUCAUACAAAUACAAAUCCAAAAAUUAUAAUUAAUCCAUUAUUUCUUGAAUUAGCUGGAAAUUUUCUUUUACAUUAUUCAAAAGAUUUUAUUCCACAUUAUUGUUCAAAUAAAUGUGUUAUGUAUGGAGAAAAAUAUUUGAAUCAAUUAUCAAGAACAAUGAAUCCAUUUUUAAAACCAAUUGCAUGUCAAUGGACAAUACUUGAAACAGUACGAAUAAAAAAAGCUAACGAUAUUCGUGUUAAAAAUUCACGUCCAAUUAUUAUUUAUUGUUCACCAUGUGGAAGAAAAUUAUUUAAUGAAUCUCAAGUUGAUAAUUAUCUUCAUUUAACAAAUUCUAAAUUAUCAAUUGAAUUAUUUGUAUUUGAUAGUUUAGUUAAUAUAAGACAAUCUUAUUGUUCCGAUGGUAAAAUAAUAAGUUCAGAUAUAUCCGAUGGACAAGAAAAUGUUCCUAUAAUAGCUGUUAAUGAAGUUAAUAAUGAUAUACCAAAUACAUUUACUUAUCGUGUUGAACGUACACCAGUUAAAGGUGUUAAUAUGAUUGUUAAUGAACCAACAAUGACAUGUUGUUCAUGUACAGAUGGUUGUAGAAAUAGAAUUCAAUGUGCUUGUUGGUUACGUACAUUAAAAUAUGCUGAGUUAGUCGGUGAUGAACGUAUUAAAUCAAUGAGAGCAAAACAUAAAAGUCAAGCUGAAAUUCUCUAUCAACUUGGUUAUGGCUUUCGACGUUUACAUAAAAAUGUUCCUGGUGGUAUUUAUGAAUGUAAUAAUAAAUGUUCUUGUAAUAAACAAACAUGUUCAAAUCGAGUUGUUCAAAAUGGUAUUAUUGCACAACUUCAAUUAUUUAAAACUGUUGGUCGAGGUUGGGGUGUACGAACUUUACAUGAUCUUCCAGUAGGAACAUUUAUUAGUGUUUAUUCAGGUGAAAUAUUUACUAGUGAACAAGCUGAUGAAAGAGGCAAAUUAAUUGGUGAUGAAUAUCAAGCAGAUUUAGAUUUUUUUGAGAAUAUUAAUAAUGAUUCAGAAGAUGACGAAGAUGAAGAUGAAAAUAGUGAUAUACAUUCAGAAUUAGAUAAUGAUGAAGAUGAAGAAAAUAAAAUGCCUUCAUCAAAUAAUGAAUCAAGAAGUUUACGUUCACGUGAAUUAUCCAAUAAAAAAGAUCGAAAAAAAUCAUCGAAAUCAAAACUUCAUAAGAAAAAUAAAACUUCUACAUUAAAUCGAACAUUGUUACCUGAUUACGAUGGUGUUGUCUAUACCCUUGAUGCUAAAUUAAUCGGUAAUAUUGGACGAUAUUUUAAUCAUUCAUGCUCACCAAAUAUUGCUGUACAAAAUGUUUUUGUUGAUACACAUGAUAUACAUUUUCCAUGGAUUGGAUUUUUUACUACAAAAACAAUUCGAGCAGGAACAGAAUUAUGUUGGGAUUAUAACUAUACAGUAGGUGAAAUAGCCGGUCGUCGAAUGGAUUGUAAUUGUGGUUCAUCUGAAUGUCGUCGUCGAGUUCUCUAG
Messenger RNA from Rotaria sordida, 3048 nucleotides. The record is from the annotation of a GenBank genome assembly. NCBI's taxonomy places the organism in Eukaryota, Metazoa, Rotifera, Eurotatoria, Philodinida, Philodinidae.